AUGGCUGCUAUCCGGCCGCGCCCAUAUCGGCGCAUCUUGACCUCAGCGCUGCACCGACGCUUCGUCCAUGCUUCUGCUUUAGCGCUACUUGUCUGCUACUUAAUCGCGUUCUUGAUUGGAGAUAAAUCGUCCUUUUUAUGGGCUUGGUUCCCAAUUGGAGCGUGUGGAAUUCGUACUAUCUUGCUCUUUAUUUGCAGUCUCGUCGUUUUCGUAUUGCGCGUUGGACAGAUACACAUUGGCUCUCGAACGACUGCCUCUCCUGUGGGCACUCUAAAGUACAUUUUCCCGCUCGAUGUCGUCCAAACUUUUGGAUGGUAUAUCUUCUCAGCAUGGUGGUUUAGUGAGAUCUAUAAGUGGUCAUCUCCUAGUGGAGCACACUUGGAGUGGGUUAAUAGAGGCCGGCCACACGAGCGCGCAAGCUUAAACGAAAGGCCGAUUUACCUCUACACUUGCCAUCUAUUACUCGCAAUUGUGCAAUCUGUUGUCCACCUGUAUUACGAUUUCGACCGUGUACCUAUUCCCGUUGCUAAACGGGCUGCCGGCAAUGCUGAUCAGAGAACCCAUCCAGUGGAGCCGGUGUCUAAGCGCAUACAAAUUGCAUUGCCUGGGCUUAUAAAAGACGGCUUCACAAGAAGUGCUGUGGUCGCCGCAGUCUGCCCUGUGGUGUAUACCUUCUUCCUAAGACGCCCGGCCUGGAGCUUCACCAUGUACUGGGCGAAAUUGUUCUGGGACUUCCCUAGGUCUGCUGCGGCUCCUCCAGGCCUUAUUGGCCCAAUUGGCCCAGGCUUGCUGCUACGUACAGUGUUCUCUGGAGGCCUCCUGGCUCUUUGCUGGCAGACCGCCAAUCUUUUCUUCUCCGCAUUCCUUAGCAAGGAGCCACUCAAGCGUGGUCAGCCAUUGACGGCUGAGGCGAAAGACCCUAACGGUAGCUUAUUGACGGGGCUGACUGCAAAGAAGGAAACCGUCAAAUCUUUCGCAUUCUGGGAGUUAUGCUUCAUCAGUCAGAGAUUUCCUAACCGACGAAAGGCGAUCUUCAAUGAUAUUGAUCGUGACGGUGGUCCAGCGUGGUCGCAGAUCCUGAAAUCUGCCACCGAGGUUAUCAAGGGCAUUUCUACUCGCAUUGACGAACAGAAGAACCCACCAUCGGGCCCCAAGCCCGCACAAGCCGAACCGACCGAACCGGUUCUCCGCACUCUACCACGGUUAACAGACCCUCUCAAAGCGGACAACGUCUUCGCUCCCUCUCCCAAAGCAAACUCGCGGCAGGAAAUGAUCGGGGAAGUCUUCAGCUCAACAGCCAAGUCUUACGGACAAUCGGCAGAUUGGACCCCUGCUGCCCGAGCAAAAGCCCGCGAUGUUUUCGACCGUGCAUCCACUGCCAUAUUGAGCCCGGAGCGAAAGCAGAAACUUCUUGCUUCAUCACAAGAACUCAAAAUGCUCACAGGCCCUUCAGCUUGCAAGCCAGAAAACCUUAACCCAUUCAUCGCGCAACUCCUCCGCUCUCCAGUAGGCCUACUCUUCCGACAAACGUACGACCGCCGCCUGUCAGGGAUUGUCCUAGGCGCACCACACGCAAACUUAUGUCCCAUCGUCGACGCCAUCGAGUCGCUCACCCGCCUCCUCAUCGCAAGUCUGCAGGAGGACCAAUACGGCAAAGUCCAGACCGAUGUGCCCGACGUCGUACGCCUCUUCACGAGCACCAUCAGGACCCUGGAGCCCUUUAUCCACGGAGGUCUCGACGCCCACUGGACAGACGUCAACUUCCCACCAUCAAGUAAGCCCGAAGCACAAGCAGAGGCCCGUCGCGUCCCAGACGUGGAUCUUGUACUCGACACCCUCAAGAGCUCCCUCAAGGAUCUUCUAUCUGCAUUCAACCUCUACCUCAAAGACAUCGGACUCGUAGGCAAGGACCUCCGACUGGCAAAGGAGGCUGCCGGGGUAAUCGAGGAAGGACUCUAA
This is a messenger RNA of Aspergillus bombycis, 1959 nucleotides long. RefSeq names its product nucleoporin NDC1. Gene Ontology annotation, biological process: nuclear pore organization; spindle pole body localization. The record is from RefSeq and is a predicted model, not a curated record. Gene Ontology annotation, cellular component: nuclear pore transmembrane ring; spindle pole body. Gene Ontology annotation, molecular function: spindle pole body-nuclear membrane anchor activity. The coding region runs from base 1 to 1959 and encodes 652 amino acids. Lineage: Eukaryota; Fungi; Ascomycota; Eurotiomycetes; Eurotiales; Aspergillaceae. The transcript is spliced from 3 exons.